AUGGAUCGAAGUUGGAUGAACGCAUCACGUAUAACUGAAGAGUACGAGAAUGGUGUUGAAGAGUUUUUACUGUUUGCUCAAAGUAAAGCGCAACCUAUGUGGGGAAAAUUUUUUUGUCCAUGUGUGAAGUGUGGAAAUGGGAGGCUCCAAACAAUUGAUGACAUAAGAACUCAUCUUAUUUGUGAGGGAAUAAUUCGUAGCUACACAAAGUGGAUAUGGCAUGGGGAAUCCCUCGAUACAGCUGACAUGUCACACGCUGACGAUGUUACUACAGACAGCGGAAAUCCUAUAGAAGAAAUGAUUCGCGAUCUUGGGCAAGAGGGGUUUGAAGAGGCACAUGCAGCGUUGUAUGACAACAUAGAAGUUGAUUCAAAAAUGCCUUUGUAUUUCGGCUGCAUAUCUUUCACAAAAUUGUCAGCUGUGUUAGCUCUGGUUAACUUGAAGGCUCGAUUUGGGUGGAGUGACAAGAGUUUUAGUGAGUUGCUGAUGUUGUUGACAAACAUGCUUCCUACUGAUAAUGUCUUGCCAAAGAAUCACUACCAAGCAAAGAAGAUUUUAUGUCCAGUUGGGAUGCAGUACGAAAAAAUUCAUGCAUGUUGUAAUGACUGCAUUUUGUACAGAGAUGAUUUUGCUGAACUAGAUUACUGCCCUGUGUGUGGGGUUUCUCGGUACAGACCGACCAACGGAGAUUCUACUAUACUAGUCUCAGACGCGGACCACCGUCCAGCAAAGGUGUGUUGGUAUCUUCCAAUAAUACCAAGGUUUAAGCGGUUGUUUGCUAAUGGGGAAGAUGCAAAGAACCUUAUAUGGCAUGCAAAUACCAGAAAAUCAGAUGGAUUGAUGCGACAUCCUGCAGAUAGCCCGCAAUGGAAGGCAAUUGAUCGUCUGUAUCCUGAAUUUGGGGCAGAGCCUAGAAAUUUAAGGCUUGGUCUUGCAACGGACGAAAUGAACCCAUUUGGAACCUUAACUACUAACCAUAGCUCGUGGCCCGUUUUGCUGUUCAUUUAUAAUCUCCCUCCGUGGUUGUGCAUGAAGCGAAAGUAUGUUAUGCUGAGUAUGAUGAUAGCUGGUCCAAGACAACCAGGUAAUGAUAUUGACGUAUAUCUAAGACCGUUAAUUGACGAUUUGCGGAAAUUGUGGGAUGAAGGGGUUGAUGUAUGGGACGCAAAUUUGCAGCAUGCUUUCAAGUUGCGUGCAAUGGUUUUUUGUACCAUCAAUGACUUUCCAACCUACGGAAAUUUAAGUGGAUAUAGUGUCAAAGGACAUCACGCAUGUCCUAUAUGUGAGCAGAAUACAAGUUUCCGCCAACUUAAACAUGGAAAGAAGACUGUGUAUACUAGGCAUCGAAGAUUUCUCAAACAGUAUCAUCCGUAUCGACGAUUGAAGAAGGCAUUCGAUGGAAGUCAAGAACAUGAAACCGCGCCAAAUCCAUUAAAUGGCGAUGAAGUAUAUCAGCGGGUCAAGGAUGUCGUAAAUAUGUUCGGCAAGUCCCAAAAAAAACCAUCAUCCACUUCAAAAAUGUGGAAAAAGAAGUCUAUUUUCUUUGAUCUUCCGUACUGGUCCGAUCAUCAUGUUAGGCAUUGUAUAUACGUCAUGCAUGUCGAGAAAAAUGUUUGUGAUUCUUUAAUUGGAACCCUCCUAAACAUUAAAGGCAAGACAAAGGAUGGUUUCAAGUGUCGUCAAGACUUGGUUGACAUGGGUAUACGUCAAGUGUUGCAUCCUAUCUCAAAAGGUAACAGGACAUAUCUGCCCCCAGCCUGUUACACAAUGUCAAUAGCUGAAAAGAGAAGUUUUUGUGAAUGCUUGCGUAAUAUCAAAGUCCCACAAGGCUACUCUUCAAACAUCAAGAGUCUUGUGUCUGUGAAUGAGCUUAAGUUGGUUGGCUUGAAAUCACAUGAUUGUCAUGUGUUAAUGCAACAACUUUUGCCUGUUGCAAUCCGCGGAACAUUGCCUGAGAAGGUCCGUGUUGCAAUCAGUCGCUUGUGUUUCAUUUUUAAUGCUAUAUGUGCCAAGGUCAUUGACCCUAAACAGUUGGAUGCUUUGGAAGAUGAGGUUGUCUUUGUCCUUUGUCAAAUGGAGAUGUUUUUCCCUCCUUCAUUUUUUGACAUUAUGGUACACUUAGUUGUUCAUCUGGUAAGGGAAAUAAGGUGUUGUGGUCCUACGUAUUUUAGAUGGAUGUAUCCAGUUGAGCGGUACAUGAAGGUCUUAAAGGGUUAUACGAAGAAUCGACAUCGACCAGAGGCCUCAAUAGUGGAAAGAUACGUUGCUGAAGAAUGCAUUGAGUUUGCCUCACAGUACAUUGACUCAUUGAAACCUGUCGGUGUUCCUGCAUCCCGGCAUGACCAGCCAAUAGCCGGCAAGGGUACUCGUGGAUACAAUGUUGUGACAAUGACUAGACAUGACGUGUCACAAGCACAUUUGUAUAUAUUAAACAACACAACAGAGGUGUUUCCGUACACAGAGGCUCACAAAAAACAUGUUAGAGAUAGUCACCCCAAAAUGAACAUGAUGAGGGUAUUGCAAGAGCACAACAAAACUUUCAUAAAUUGGUUUAGACAAACAAUAUUUGCUGAUAAAAGUGUUUCCAGACGACUGCCAUUGUUAGCCAUUGGCCCAAAUUUGAAUGUCCCUACAUGGAAGGGGUAUGACAUUAACAAUUAUUCAUUCUACACAAAGUCCCAAGAUGAUAAAAGUUCGGUACAAAACAGUGGGGUCUAUGUUGAUGCUGAUUCGGAGCACUUUUCCAGUACAUCGGAUAACAACCCCAUUCGAGCAUCCAUGUCUUACUUUGGUGUCAUUCAAGAAAUUUGGGAGGUUGAUUAUACAUCAUUUAGAGUGCCUGUUUUUAAGUGUCAGUGGGUGAACGGGACAACGGGUGUGUUUCAAGAUCCAUUGGGAUUUACUUUGGUAGACCUUAGUAAGGUGGCAUAUAUAGACAAACCUUUCAUUAUGGCAGCACAAGCCAGACAAGUUUUCUAUGUACAAGAUCCAUGUAAUUCAAGUUUGUCUGUGGCUCUGCAAGGAAGACCAAGUGGAAUGAAUUACCAUAAUGAUGAGUCAACCCUUGACAUUGGUCAAAUGUCUGGUUUUUCAAAACAAUUGCCUUCAAUGAAUGAAGCUGAUGAAGUGGAUGAUGGACAUGCAAAUCGUGUAGAUCAUGAUGAAGGUCUAUGGGAAAACAUCCCUACAGGCUGA
Molecule: messenger RNA, 3195 nt
Organism: Glycine soja
Lineage: Eukaryota; Viridiplantae; Streptophyta; Magnoliopsida; Fabales; Fabaceae
Exons: 1
Coding region: 1-3195 (1064 amino acids)
Source: RefSeq, a predicted model, not a curated record